Molecule: messenger RNA, 1395 nt
Organism: Penicillium chermesinum
Lineage: Eukaryota; Fungi; Ascomycota; Eurotiomycetes; Eurotiales; Aspergillaceae
Exons: 1
Coding region: 1-1395 (464 amino acids)
Source: RefSeq, a predicted model, not a curated record
AUGCAGAGUCCCCUGCGGAACGAAGUUAGAUACUCCCCGGCAACUCGAAGCAGCAUGCGAAGCUUCGGUAGCUUCGGCCGACAAAGCACCAACAGCAAAGGAAUCCGACCAUCUACGCCUGCCAACGACCUGUCCAUGCCUCAUGUGGACGCUGUGUCCACAAAAUCAACUAGUGAUACAACAAAAGAUAAACUAAAAGGCUUUGGUAAACGCCGCCGUCCUUCGGUUGGUAAUAUCCUGACAGGGAUUCAAGGUGGUCUCCAGGGACUUCAGGAGAAGAUACAGCAGCCAUUAAGCGCACAAUCAAAGGAAAAGAAGGGCCAAAAGAAACGCUCGUUCAGCAUCGGCGUAGGUUACACUCUAAUCAUACCAGAUUAUCCAGUUACUGAAAAGUUGCAGAAUCUUUUCAAUCUUCAAGGAUCGACGUCCCCUGACCGUGGGGAAAAUGGCCGCCGGGCAAGUAAAUCCACGGAGGACACAAAGCCCUCGCAAACAUUUUUGCCCAACACACUGGACCGAGUAUCUGCUUCGCGUCAGGAAGAGUCCUUCUUCGGUGAUCCCUUCGCAAAGCCACAAUCAAACGGCCCAGUUACCGAGCUGACACGCUCUCCCCGCCAAUCCACUGAAGAACCGAAGCCACGGACAAGUACGCAACUUCCGCUAAGCCCAUCAGCUAACUCAGCGCUCCUGUCCGGCCGUUUCUACUCGCAAUAUCAGUCGGGCGAGUCGCCUCUUUCGCCUCUUUCGCCUCAGCACAGUCGCGCCAGGAGCAUGCCAAUGACUAUGCCCGGCUAUACCCUUUCUCAAGUCGCGCCCUCGGAAUCUGAUAGCAGCGAUUGGUCCAAGUCCCAACCGCGUGAAUCGAAUCAUGAAAAGGAAGACAAACAUGCCGAAUCCCAAGCUACGCCGCUAUUCGGCAGACAGCUAGAGCAGAAAGAUACGACAAACAGCGAACACCAACCGCCUGAAGCCCUACCUGCAUCUCCAGACCCAGAGUACCAAAACCCCCAAGUCGAGCACACCUGGGACCGGUCGUCCCCAGAACCCUCCACCGGCCCGGACCAAACGGUCCAAUCGCGCAAGCCCGUCGAACCCUAUCUCAAGCCCACCGACCGAGUCCAGCAAAAGAACAUCGCCGUCUCAGGCGUGUCGGUGGUCUCAGAGCACCCCUUCCGCGACGAAUCGCUCUCCGUGCACCGACAAUCCACCCCCGUCGAACUCGCCGCCUGGAGCGACGACUCGAGCGAGAAAUCAUCAUGUCGCCUACUGCCUAUCCCGGGCAGGAGUGGACGCCGACGAACUUUUAUUAGUGUUACCCUCGCAUCAAGCGAUCACGAUGAUACCCAUAUUCUUAUUUCACUUUGUCCGCGAAUCUGUGUGUUUGCAUUGCUUUAA